AUGGCAUCUAACCCGACUAACACGACACAGAUGAAUGAUACGUUCACAGUGACGGUCAUUAACCUGCUCUCUUGCAAACUCUCCUCAAGGAUAACGGAUGACAUGAGGACACAGUUCCAGGUGUUGUACCAGGCCAGAAUACAGGAGACACUGCAGGGUCGAGGCAUCUACAGCACGGGGACUAUAGGCGUCUCAGUGGACUACAAGAUGGUCACAUAUAAUCCUUGGGACAAAGAUGGAACAACCCGACGGAAGAUCAUCGAAGACGGCGAUGCCUUUAUCAUACUUUUUGACUUGGCAGCGCUUGAUGCAGCAACACAACUACACCAGGAGAUAAGGAGUGAAGACCGCCGCAAAUUCAUACCCGUCGUCCUGAAAACUGUCUAUCCAGAACACAUUGGGAUGUGUACGCUUCCUGAAUGUUCUCAGGAAUCUCAUCCGGGUCCCACUUCUUCCUCUCUGGCGGAUGCCUUCGAGAACCUGUCCAUCGUUGUGGAAACUGAGAAAAAGCAUUCUCGAUUUACCUCAAAAGUUGUGAAAUGUAGACGCCAAAGGCUUGAGCUGCUGGAACCGCUAGACACGAAUGAAAAGUUGUCCAUUGGACUGAUCCUUCCAUUGACAAAACCAGACGGCAGUGCUGACCUUACCAGCGUUCUGAGUCACGUCACACUUCUCGAACAGACUGUUGACAACCUUCAGAAAAACACUGUUCAGUUACAGACAGAUCUGCAGGGUGAUUACGACGACCUAAAGUCUCAUGUGGACUUAAAUGUGCAUAAUAAAGUAACCUCGAAUUCAGCAAACGUAACGACCCUACAGUCGGACGUGAAUGUGUUAGCCAAGUUAGACAUCCUGAACACAACAGUGUAUGCAGUGCAAUCAGAAGCCCGUCGGUUGACGGAAAAUAUUUCCUCUAUGGUACAACUCCUUGAACACAAGCAGCUGGUGGAAAACAUGGACACGCAGUCGGUGAAGACUCUGGCACAAGACACGUCCAUUCAACUGAAACUGUUGGAGAAAGAUGUUAAUGCAACUUCCUUUGAUGUUGGCCAUAUCAAACAGAAUCUCCACUCAAUGGAUGCAGAUCUCCACGUGGUACAGAAUGAUGUCACGAUGACGCGCUCUGAGAUACAGACGAUGAAGCAAACCAUGUCUGAUAUCGACAAAAAUUCUACUGCUGUGAAACAGGCCCUGGCACAGGUGGCUCAAACUAUGGCUUCAAAGACCAGAGACGUGGCAUUCCAGGCAUAUUUAAGCGAUACACAAACUGUCCAGUCAGACACUUCUCUGAUAUUUCACCGUGUCUUCCUCAAUUCUGGGUCUGGAUACAGCAGCACAACAGGAACGUUUACAGCACCUGUCUCUGGAACCUUCAUGUUCUGGACACAAUUGGAUGUUGACCAGGCAGAUGUUUCUUUAACCGUCUCUAUCCAAAAGUCGGGAACUUCAAUAGCAACAGGAUGGGUGAAAACAACAACAGAUAGUGAUGAUGAAGUUGUUUCUGUUAUAACCGCCAGUCAUGUAACGGCUGGUGAAGAAGUGUGGGUCCAGGUCAAUUUAACAGCUUUGAUAUAUGGUGCCUCAUAUUCUCACUUCGGUGGUACUAUCUUGUCUGUAGACUGACUUUAUCAGCUUGGGGAGAAACAUCAACACACUGCCAGACAGCACUGUAUGGUAUGAACGGCUUAUCCUCAUUGUGAACGCAACCGACCAGGGAUGAAUAUUGUAGCUGAGUGAUCCUCGAUAUUCAAGUAUAUCACAUCUCCAUUGUAUUUUGAUAAAUACCACUGGACACAUU
Messenger RNA from Haliotis rufescens (red abalone), 1798 nucleotides. RefSeq lists its product as uncharacterized. The transcript has 5 exons. Gene Ontology annotation, molecular function: protein binding. The record is from RefSeq and is a predicted model, not a curated record. NCBI's taxonomy places the organism in Eukaryota, Metazoa, Mollusca, Gastropoda, Lepetellida, Haliotidae. Bases 1 to 1623 code for a protein of 540 amino acids.